UGUUCCCUGGUCGCACAUUGUACGUUGCGCGCCUUCUUCUCACCAGGGUUGCUCCUGCUCUAUAUUCCAAUCAGCUCCUCAUUUUCUCGCUAUAGCUGUUUAUCUUCUUCACUCUGAUGCACGUCUGAACCCUAAUUCGGAGCCUUCGUUAAUCUGCAACUCACGCAUUGGUUUCGCUUCUCCAAUCUCUGUUCAUGCCAUGGACAUGUCGGAUGCUGUAGUUGUCAAAUCUAGCAGGCUCAAGUCAGUUGUAUGGAAUGAUUUUGAUAGGAUUAAAAAAGGUGAUACCUAUCUUGCUGUCUGUAGGCAUUGUAAAAAGAAACUGAGUGGUUCAAGCACUAGUGGAACAUCACAUCUGAGGAACCAUUUAAUCAGAUGUCAGAGAAGAGCUAACCAUGGCGUGGCACAAUACAUCACAGCAAGGGAAAAGAGAAAGGAAGGAGCUCUUGCAGUUACAAAUUUCAAUUUAGAUCAAGAUCAGAAGAAAGAUGACGCCCUUAGCCUUGUGAAUAUUAAGUAUGAGCAUGAGCAGUUGAAAGACGACACUGUUACUGCUGGAGGCAGUAACUUAGAUCAAAGGCGAAGUCAAUUAGAUCUUGCACGCAUGAUCAUUCUGCAUGGCUACCCAUUAAGUAUGGUUGAGCAUGUUGGUUUCAAAAUGUUUGUAAAGAACCUACAGCCAAUGUUUGAGCUGGUGACCUUGAAUAUGGUUGAGGCUGACUGUAUUGAGAUCUAUGAGAAAGAGAAACAAAAGAUGACUGAGAUAUUGGAUAGGUUGCCUGGUAAAAUCAGCCUUAGUGCCGAUGUGUGGACUGCUGUUGGUGUUUCUGAGUAUCUGUGUUUAACGGCAAAUUACAUUGAUGAAUCAUGGCAGUUAAGGAGGAGGAUUUUAAAUUUUAUCAUGAUGGAUCAUUCCCACGCUGAAGACAUGCUUUCAGAAGCUAUCAUGACUUGUUUGAUGGAUUGGGAUAUUGAUCGAAAGUUGUUGUCCAUGACAAUGGAUUGUUGUUCUACCAGUGAUAACAUUGCUAUGAGAAUUGGUGAGCGACUUUCACAAAACAGGUUCCUUUAUUGUAACGGGCAAUUAUUUGAUAUACGCUGUGCUGUCAAUGUUAUACAUGUCAUGGUUCAGGAUGCUUUGGGUGCAGCGGGUGAAAUAAUCAAUAAAAUUCGAGAAAGCAUACAUUAUAUCAAAAGUUCACAUACUGUUCAAGCAAAGUUCAAUGAGAUGGCCAAAGAAGUUGGGAUUCAGAGUCAGAAGUGCUUAUUCUUAGAUAAUCCAUUACAAUGGAAUUCAACUUAUUCAAUGCUUGAAGUUUCCUUGGAGUUCAGGGACGUUUUUACUCUUCUGCAAGAAAAUGAUUCUGCCAACAGAAUUUGUCUGUCUGAUGUUGAGUGGGAGAGAGCAACUGCAAUUACUAGCUAUUUAAAACUCUUUGUGGAGGUUACUAACGUUUUCACAAGGAGCAAGUAUCCCACUGCAAAUAUAUAUUUCCCUGAGCUCUGCGACAUUAAGUUGCAAUUAAUUGAAUGGUGCAAGAAUUCAGAUGAAUUUAUUAGUUCUGUUGCAUCAAGGAUGAGAAGCAAAUUUGAUGAAUAUUGGGGGAAAUGUAGCCUAGGAUUGGCAGUUGCAGCUAUGUUAGAUCCUAGAUUUAAGAUGAAAUUGGUAGAGUAUUACUAUCCACAGAUCUAUGGUAGCACUUCUGCUGGUCGUAUCGAUGAGGUAUUUGAUGGUGUAAAGGCUUUAUAUAAUGAACAUUCAAUCUGUUCCCCAUUAGCUUCUCAUGAUCAGGGUUUGGCAUGGCAAGUUGGGAGUGGUCCACUUUGCCUACCAAGUUCUGCAAAGGACUCCAGGGAUAGAUUGAUGGGAUUUGACAAAUUUCUCCAUGAAACCUCUCAAAGUGAGGGUGUGAAAUCGGAUCUAGACAAGUAUUUAGAAGAACCACUUUUUCCGCGUAAUGUCGAUUUCAACAUAUUAAAUUGGUGGAAAGUUCACACUCCUAGGUAUCCUGUCUUAUCUAUGAUGGCCCGAAAUGUAUUAGGCAUUCCAAUGUCAAAAGUUCCACUGGACUUGGCAUUCAAUAAUAGAGGAAGGGUGCUUGAUCGUGAUUGGAGUUUGCUUAAUCCUGCUACUGUACAAGCUUUGGUGUGUUCGCAAGAUUGGAUACAGAAUGAACUGGAAAGUUAAGGAAUGCUUUUCCGUUACCUUCUAACUGCUUGUCAUUUUUCUGAAGCUCCCGCUUGUAAGUUAGAUCUUCCAACUCCGCAAGUUAAUUCUCCUUAGGCUUCCAGUUUAUUAUAUUAGAUUGUAUUUAGUUUACAUUCCAAUGUAGUAGCAAGUUGGUUUUAUUAUUCUCCUUUUUUCAUCUCUAUUUAUUUAUUCUAUUUUUUUGUCGCGUUUGUAAUCUGUGUUUUUAAUGGUUUAUGAUUUAUGAUGUGCAAAAAUAUGCAGUCACUGUAACUAGUUGUUUCCUUGAUAAGAACACAUUUUGAAGAUAUCAUGUAUGAAUUUUAACUUUAUCAUCCAAUCAAAAAGAAGCUUUGUUGAUCCUCAAACCCAAAAUUCUGUCAAUCAAGUUAUUUCAGUUUUUGCCUGCUAUAUACACUAAGCAAGACACUUGCUGGACUCUUUAAAUUUUUGCACGACAAAAUCUGGACGCUUUUGAUUUUUUUCCUUCUUUUUAGAAUUAAAUUACAAGUAAUGUUGAUAUCAUUGACAUUUCUUGAUUCCGAUACUUCUAACUUGAGUGCCACUGAUUUCCAGAGCUAAGCAACUUCGCCAACGAGACUAGAGACAAUGAGCUGAUAGCUCACAUGCCACGGGUCUCGGUCUUCCAUGGUUGAGGUGAGACUGAUGUCAAGUGUUCAAUUCUUGCACUUAAUCUUCUUACUCUCUGGCUUUGAGGCUUCCCCAUAAAAAAGAAAAGCAAAUAUAUAUAGGGAAAAAAAACUGCUAAAUAUGUCAUAUCUAGAUUCCCAGAUAUUUAAUUUUGGUGUUUGGUCUAAUUGAGGUAUCUGGAAAGCAAGUUGCAAAGUUACCAGCUGCUUUUGACUAACUAGUUAGUGUUCAUGUGCAAUAUGUUAGUGAUAACUUAUGAGUAAUUGUACACAUUGUUCCGUGCAUGGGCAUGGGGUUUGAAGUGAGUCGCACUGUACAAAUAAUAGUGUGGCUUUGUUAGAUGUUAAAUUUUAGUAGUUAUAGUUUAGAGCAGAGGUCUGAAGGUCUUAGAAGGAAACAAUGUGUACUGUUGCUUGAAAUUACAAUGGCAGAGAUAUUGUAUGUAUCUGAGAGGAAACAAUCUCUUGCAAAUAUUUAUAAUUUCGUC
This is a messenger RNA of Neltuma alba, 3326 nucleotides long. Its product is annotated as zinc finger BED domain-containing protein RICESLEEPER 1-like. The record is from RefSeq and is a predicted model, not a curated record. The transcript has 2 exons. Gene Ontology annotation, molecular function: DNA binding; protein dimerization activity. NCBI's taxonomy places the organism in Eukaryota, Viridiplantae, Streptophyta, Magnoliopsida, Fabales, Fabaceae. The coding region runs from base 200 to 2188 and encodes 662 amino acids.